Molecule: messenger RNA, 1264 nt
Organism: Helianthus annuus (common sunflower)
Lineage: Eukaryota; Viridiplantae; Streptophyta; Magnoliopsida; Asterales; Asteraceae
Product: very-long-chain enoyl-CoA reductase
Exons: 4
Coding region: 121-1053 (310 amino acids)
Biological process (GO): very long-chain fatty acid biosynthetic process
Molecular function (GO): protein binding; oxidoreductase activity, acting on the CH-CH group of donors
Source: RefSeq, a predicted model, not a curated record
CAUUAAAAAAUUCACCAAAAUCACACUUUGCAUAGUGGGACCUCAUUAACUAACCCCUAACCAUAACCAUAAAUCUCCAACCAAUCUCAGAUCUCCACCAUUGUUUUCUCCACCGGAAAGAUGAAGGUGACCGUUACUACGCGGAGUGGCAGAGAGUUAAUCAACGGUGGGCUUGUUCUUGAUAGCUCUGCUACUGUGGCUGAUUUGCAGGAAGCAAUUCAUCAGAAAAUCAAGAAGUAUCAUCCUUCGAGACAACGUCUAACCCUGCCUGUAGAACCGGGCUCAAAGAAGAAGCCCACCGUUCUCCAACACAAGAAAAGUCUCAAAGAGUACACAACCGAAAACUCCGACACCAUUACCGUAGUGUUUAAAGAUUUGGGCCCGCAAGUCUCAUACCGCACACUCUUCUUUUUCGAGUACUUAGGCCCGUUAAUCCUCUAUCCCGUCUUCUACUACUUCCCAGUGUACCAAUUUUUCGGGUACAAAGAUGAACGGGUCAUCCAUCCGGUUCAAACAUACGCAAUGUAUUACUGGUGUCUACACUAUUUCAAACGUAUCAUGGAGACCUUUUUCGUGCACCGGUUCAGUCACGCAACGUCGCCUCUUUCAAACGUGUUUCGGAACUGUGCUUAUUACUGGACUUUCGGGUGUUACAUUGCGUAUUACGUUAAUCAUCCUCUUUACACGCCUGUAAGUGAUCUCCAGAUGAAGAUUGGAUUCGGGUUUGGGUUGGUUAUGCAAGUUGCAAACUUGUAUUGCCACGUCAUACUAAGAAACCUUAGGAGCCCGAGUGGGAACGGAGGGUACCAAAUUCCGCAAGGGUUUUUGUUUAAUAUUGUGACGUGUGCGAAUUACACAACCGAGAUUUAUCAAUGGUUGGGAUUUAAUAUUGCAACACAAACUGUUGCGGGUUAUGUCUUUCUUGUCGUUGCCGCUUCCAUCAUGACUAAUUGGGCCCUGGCUAAACAUCGGCGUCUCAGGAGGCUCUUUGAUGGGAAAGAAGGAAGACCAAAGUACCCUCGCCGAUGGGUGAUACUGCCCCCAUUCCUGUAAGCGACUACAAACAUUGGUUGUGUAUCGUUAUUAAUAGCUUGGGUUUAUCAGCUAGAUUUGGCAGUAUCGUGAAUUGUUUUUAGUCAACAUAUGUUUUUUACUUGUUUAGAACUUUUGUUUCUUUUGUAUUGUGAAUCAUACCAUGUGUACUUGCUAGUUGCUACAUUAGACUUUUGGAUUUAGCUGAUUUGUAUUUGCUAGUUUGAGUCUU